AAAAAUUAGCCUUUUAAAAAGAUCUCUUCUGAUGUUGCGUUUGUAUAUGAUUUUAUCAACCGCAAUCAACGAUUUAUCCGUCGUGCAUAUGAAACGUUUGAUGCAAAUUGCCGCCAGCGUGUUGUGUCGCCGUAGUAGCACAUCUGUCAUCUCGAUAAUUGCAUAUCGGAAGUCAAAGAAGAAUUAAAAGCCCGUUGGGAACAAAACGUUAUAUUCAUUGCAGCUGUUUUAUUUUUGAUGAUAUCUGCACGAUUGUAUUGAGACGAGAGCCAAUUGGUUUCAUCCGGAUGUGAAAAUAUCGAGACGUACAUGGGUGACUGCGAGGUUAUGGUAUCUGAUAUACAAAGAUGAGGAACGGCCUCUUCAUGCAAGCUGAUUGCAUUUGCAAUGUAAGGAAUUAAAUUUGAAAUAGGAUAUCGCAAUUAACGUGAUGGAACUCAAAGUCUGGGUGGAGGGAAUUCAACGUAUCGUUUGUGGGGUUACCGAGAGCACCACCUGUCAAGAUGUGGUAUAUGCGCUGGCUCAUGCUACAGCUCAGACAGGUAGAUUCACUUUGGUGGAACGCUGGCGAAGCAGCGAACGUUUGUUGGCUCCUUAUGAGAAUCCUCUUAAGAUUUUGAUGAAAUGGGGUGAAUAUUCUUCCGAAGUUCAAUUGAUUUUGAGACGUUCCACACCAGAAAAUAAUAAAACUAGUGCAUUAUCAUCUCGACUGACAUAUGCAUCGCGUCCAAAUGGCUUGCCUAUUUCAUUACCUGAGCAUGGAACAGGGUCCACUGACACACAGGAUGAUAACAAAACUGUAUCAACUACACAAAGUUCAGAUUUUGAUGAUACACAAGGAGGAUUGGAAAGGAAUAGAGACACAAGAAAAUCACUGACAUUUAGUGGAUUUCAUGGAAAUGUUGCAGAAAAUAGCACAGAAAUUCAAAUGGAGAAUAAUGUAGCUGUAGUUCAGCCUACACCACAUUUAAAGAAUAAGGACUUGAAUACUCGAAAAAAUGUACAAAAACCGGCACAAUCACCUACGCGAGGGACUAAUACUGAAAUCGCCAUACACUUACAGAAAAAGGUACGUGAGGUUCCACCUUACAGAGAUCCUCCAGGCCCAUCUUCACCGCCAUUACGCACUUUGCCACCUUACCGAGAUCCACCACCGCCGAAUUUAAACAGUCCUGGAAGAUCACAAUUUGUACAUGGCAGCGGAAGCCCUCAUGUACCCAAAGACGAUCAACCAUCUUCUAGUAAUUCUAAAUUGAAAAGAAAUCUCAUUCAGGAAUUUCAAGACACAAAAGUGCCUACACAAUCUGUUAAUCCCCUUUCUGUCACAACACAAAAUAUGGCAACUGUUGCUUACACUCAACGAUAUGUUGAACUUAUAAGACUAGUCAACAAGCAGCGAGAUACUAUUAAUGUCUACAACAAGCUGAUACUAACAAAAUUUGAUGCAGAAAUAUUGUACUGGGAAACAAAGAAUAGGGAACAAAUGCAUCAAAUGGAUUACAUUUCUCAAGAAAUGAAUCGUAUUGAGUCCACUGGACGUAUCAUCGAGGAACAACUCAAGGAAUUAGCUCAUGUGGAAGAAGAAAGUGAAAUAGUUAGGCAACAGGAAAAAACAUUAAAGUCAGAAAUAACAUUGCUCAGAUCAAAGCUUGCCAAUUGCGAAACGGAACUUCUUCAAUGUAAAAAUAAAAUUAGGCUAGUUAUGGAAGAACUUGCGAUGGAACAACACAAUAUAAGCCGUGAAACAGACGAACGACAAAUUAUGGAACGGAAAAUAAUGAGUGAAAUGGAACAUUUACAAAAUGAGGUAGAACAAGCUAAACGUGCAACUGAAUUAGCCUCGCAACAUGCAGAAUCUUUAAAAUUAGAAGUAGUUAACUUAGAGACCGCCAUCGUUGAGAAGAAAUUACAAGUAGAGAGAUUAGUAGCUGACAUGAAGGAGGCAAAUCUGCAAAGUUUAGCUGUUGCAUGCUCAGAUGAGCAAGUCAAAUCUUUAUUAGAAGGUGCCCAUAAACCUGGGAGUACACGUAAAAUGAUAGGAUCACCAAGACAAUUAGAAACUGCAGUGCCCACAAGUAAGAAUCCACAUGGUGUGUGGGUAUAAAUAUUACCUGACAAUAUUGUCUUAUAUGUGAGAAAGCAUAUCAAAGAAUAUAUGUUAAUGCGUUUGUAUGUUUAUAUUGUUUUAAGUAAAGUACGUAAAGUACUCGAUUUUUUCCAUAUUUUUGCAUUUAUUUCAAUAAUUAUUAAUUAGUAUUAUUA
Molecule: messenger RNA, 2262 nt
Organism: Pogonomyrmex barbatus (red harvester ant)
Lineage: Eukaryota; Metazoa; Arthropoda; Insecta; Hymenoptera; Formicidae
Gene: RASSF8
Product: ras association domain-containing protein 8
Biological process (GO): signal transduction
Source: RefSeq, a predicted model, not a curated record